Molecule: messenger RNA, 693 nt
Organism: Plutella xylostella (diamondback moth)
Lineage: Eukaryota; Metazoa; Arthropoda; Insecta; Lepidoptera; Plutellidae
Source: RefSeq, a predicted model, not a curated record
AUGGGAGAACUUCCUGAAGAACGGAUCACACCAUCAAGACCAUUUGAGCAUACGGGAGUAGACUUUACUGGAUUCAUUGAUGUUAAAUCAAACAAAGGUCGUGGGAUCAAAUCAAGCAAAGGUUAUGUGGCCGUCUUUAUAUGCAUGGUGACUAAGGCGGUCCACCUUGAACUCGUGUCGGACCUAUCAACAUCCUCCAUGAUAGCAGCAAUGCGUCGUCUAGCUGCCAAAAGAGGUGCCCCCUCCCACAUCUACAGCGAUAAUGGGACAAAUUUUGUAGGGAGCAGCAGGGUAAUCAAGCAGGAGCUAUCAGAACUGAAAGAAGUAUUCAAUGAGGAAUUCUUCGACGAAAUAAAUCAGAUGGAAAUAGAAUGGCAUUUCAUCGCCCCAUCGUGGCCGAACGCUGGAGGCCUCUGGGAAUCAGCCGUGAAGAGCUUCAAGUAUCACUUCAAGCGGGUCAUCGGAAAUCAGAAGUUAACAUACGAGGAGCUAUCAACACUACUAGCACAAAUAGAAGCAUGCCUCAAUUCAAGACCGUUGUGUCAAUUAUCAGAAGAUCCCGAUGAUAUCAAUUUCCAAUUCGAGAGACUCGAGACGACCUCGACUCUUGUUAGGAGAGUGCUGAUUUGCGAAUUAAAUAUGGCGUUUUUGUUGUUAAACCGAUGGUUGAGAAUGUCCCAACAAACAGCGUAA